Stegostoma tigrinum is the source of this 3481-nucleotide messenger RNA. RefSeq names its product trafficking protein particle complex subunit 6b-like. Lineage: Eukaryota; Metazoa; Chordata; Chondrichthyes; Orectolobiformes; Stegostomatidae. Gene Ontology annotation, biological process: regulation of GTPase activity; endoplasmic reticulum to Golgi vesicle-mediated transport. Bases 197 to 691 code for a protein of 164 amino acids. The transcript has 6 exons. The record is from RefSeq and is a predicted model, not a curated record. Gene Ontology annotation, cellular component: trans-Golgi network; TRAPP complex; cis-Golgi network.
GAACUCACUCCGGGAAAGUGAUCAGCGGCCACCGGAAAAUCAUCCCACCCUCACACAGACAGACACCCUCACAGAUACCCACACACACAGCCUCACAAACACCCACACACGGCCCCACAAACACUCCCACCAGCUUCCUGAUAAAGCCGCGGGCCUCCAGCGCCGGCACUAGGCCCUGAGCCUCGGUGUCGCGGUGAUGGCAGAAGCGGUUCUGUUCGAGUUGCUGCACCUGGAGAUGGUGGCGCAGGUUUACAAAGAGGCCGAGAGCGGAGACACGGAGCAUGGAAAAUCCAUUUCCACGUUGGAAGGGAUGGGUUUUCGGGCAGGACAAGGUUUAAUUGAGAGAUUCACCAAAGAGACACCAUCCUUCAAAGAUGAGCUGGACAUAAUGAAAUUUAUCUGUAAGGAAUUCUGGACCAACCUCUUCAGGAAACAGAUUGACAAUCUGCGAACAAACCACCAGGGAACCUAUGUACUUCAGGACAAUCGUUUUCGGCUCCUUACUCCAGUCUCUAAUGGGAAACAAUACUUGGAGGAAGCACCAAAGUUCCUAGCAUUCACCUGUGGGCUUGUAAGAGGAGCUUUAUCCAACCUGGGCAUUGACAGCACAGUCACCGCGGAAGUUUCAGUAAUGCCAGCAUCAGAUGCAUCUCAGACAAGCUGGUUCCCCCAGCUCGACACCAGCUUCUGAAGGAGAUGGCGAAACGGGUAACCUUUGGCCUGAUGUUGCCAGCAGAGCCUGCAUUCCAUGGAUGAAGAAAGUAAAAGCACAUUAAGCCUUCAUUUGUUGAAAGGUUUUAAAUUUGUACCAGAGAGAGAGCUUCUUGCAGACUGUUUGGAGUGCAUUGAAGACUUAAAAGUUGUGGUAAGUGUCAGGCUCCAUCCAGAGGUCUGAUGGAUCUCUGAGGCAGGAGAAGGGAAGGCAUCUCAGGUUAUGAUGGGAAUGCCUGGACAACAGAAUAUUUCCAAACACGAUAACAGUGGUAAUCCAAUAAUGUUUCAUUGGCUGUGAUCAUAUCGAUUAUAAACAAUUUUUAGCAUGUGACAUAAGCAAGUUCUAUAUUAAUAAUGUCAAUUAAGCAUUAAGUGAAAUGUUUAAAAUUUAACUGUAAUUUAUUAAGCCCAAUUAUUAUUGGGUGUGGAGGAGAUGGUGGUUGGAUGGAAAAUUGGAAACCCUUAGAUACCUUUCUCCCAGACCCAAAUGAACUUAUGUUUUAGAAGGAAAUAAUUUAACUGGGCUUUCUUCACUUAUCAAGGAGUGAAUUUAUUAAUCACUAGACAUGAGAUGAAAUACAAAUAAUGCAAAAACGUACAGAUUAAAAAUACGAGGUAGGUCCAAAAAGAUCAAAAUUAAAGAGGGGUUAUACAGCUCAGUCUCUGAAUCGUUUAUGCCAGUUGCAUGUUAUAGUAUAUGUCACCAGUAGCAUUGACUGCAGUAGCUGAACAGACAUUUUCAGAAAUCCCAGAUCUCCCAUUGUGUUUCAGUGCUGAGGAAGGGUGGGAAGGAUCGGGGUUCAUGGGGGCUGGGGGAUGCUGGGGGAAUUAGAAAUAUUGUCAAAAUGAGAGCAGAAUGUUCAGAGGAAUAGAAUGGGAACUGUCAAUUUUGAAAUGACCACAGCCAAUAAGAGGUAUACUGAAGGGGUUAAAGGGUGAACCUAGCUCUGACACAUGCUCUGGGUUUGCUGACAGGUUUGGGAUAAUUUGGGAAUUAACAUGAUACUUUGGUAUAGAGCUGGAAAUUUAAUAAAGUUUCUGUAAAAGCUGCACCUCCACUGAAAUCGGGGUCAUCUAGGGAUCACAGGAUGAAAUUGUUUUGCAAUUGUUCUGUUCUAAUCUUUUAAAAAAGCCUCUAAAAGGGAAUGGAGUCAUUGUAAAGAAAUAUUGAACAUGGAUUGCUGGUUCAGUUCAUAUAGACAUGAUGUCAUGCAGAAGAGAGAAUUCACCUCCCUUAUUUAUACAAACCCUAUUCGGUUACAGUUGCUGAGUAAUUGUUAUAUAUUAAUAGCUUAAGAAUGGUAGCUAUAUUGGUAUUCACUAAUAGUGUGUAAUCAUUGUUUUUGUAGCAAAACAAAAUAAUAGCAUCAGGUUAACUUGUUCUGACCAGACCCUGGGUGAGAUUCUCCACUUUGUUUUCGUUCUGGAUAGGAUACUCCAAGCCCCCAGGUGAGGAGGGUUGGAUUCGCUCCUCCUCUUUAUUCACCCAUGUCCUUGAAAGGUUGCAGUAAGGUUAAUUUGAAAAGGUCCCUUCCCUUGUAAAUACCUUUCCCCCAGACCCAAAUGAACUUAGAUUUUAAAAGGAAUCAAUUGAACCAGGCUUUCUUCAAUGAUCAAAGUGUGAACUUAUUAAUUACUACACGAAAGAUGAAAUACUCCAAAAAGAUAAAAAUUAAAGAUGAUUUAAACAGAUCAGGCUCUGAAUUGUUCAUGCUAGAUGAAUGUUAUAGUAUGUUACCAGUAGGAUUGACUUCAAUAGUUGAACAGUCUGUUUCAUGGCCCUUAGUUUUGCAAGUUGAAAUUCAGUUGUUCUGAUUCCUUUUGACUGUGAUUGCAUUCUAUCAUUACAGUGUGAUAGAGUUCUUCUGUUGCCUUGUUUCCUUUCAUCCUUUCAUUAAUGAGCUGACACCUAGCACUCCAAGUCAGAGUCUAUUUACUUACACACAGAGAUGACUAGGAGAUCUUCUUUGAUGGUGACCUUCACAGCACAGUAAUGCUGGAUUAUAUGAGGAAGUUCAGUUCCACUAGCACCCUCCAGCAGAGUUGAAACAGGCUUUUCAACCUCUGUCCUUGUGUAUUCUGUAAAGAUAAAAGCAUAAAAUGUGUCUGCAGUUUGGGACAUAAUCCGCAGGGAAUGGCUUGAUGUGAAGCAGAGGUUGGUCAGACCCUCAUUCUCUUUAUAGUCACAAAAGAUCAUAAUCCAGUCAGUUCUGACUUGCCUCUCUGCCUCCAUUAAUCUCUCUCUCUGUCUUUCUAUCUCUCUCUCUCUUUCUCUCUCUCUCUCUCUCUCUCUCUUUAGUCAACCACUUAAUUUACAUCCACACUUAGUUUUGGCUGUAUCAGCCAUCUUAGAAAAAGCACACUUUGGAAUGUGAAGGUAAAAAAAAGUCUGCAGUACUUUGAAGUUCUGACUCAUGGCUAUGACAUUUUUAGUGUGCAUAAUAUUUGGCAGUAACAUCAAUAGUAACAUUAAAAUACGGGAACAGUGGUCGAAGUAAAUGUUGCAAUAUUGUCACAAAGAGGAUGGUCAAAUGAAAGGAAAUCCCUGAUAAUCACUUUAUAAGCAACAAGUAACAAAUUAUUUAUCUAACUCUAACAGUGAACAAAUUAACAGAACUACUAAUAAGUCAAAGAAUUCCCCCUCAACUGUUAACUAUUACCAAAUAAAACAAAAUUUGAAUGGCAUACUGUUCCAGUAAAUACAAGUCUCACCUGUAUAAACCAAUGUAAUAAGAAAAAAAAAUAAACUUUGUUUCUCAAAAUUGCA